AAUUGUCCAAUCCCCCAAUUUCGUUCUCCUUUCUCUUCAAGAACAAUCAUUCGCCGAUACGCACAGACUGACGGAGAAGAUAACCGGCGGGCAGGGCAGGAAGCGGACGCCACGGCGGAGACCGACGGUUGAAAGUUGAUUAGGAUACUUUAUUUUAGGGUUGGAUAAGGGAGGACUUGAUCCGAACCCUCUCCGAUGGCGCUGAAGUUUCUGAACAAGAAGGGAUGGCACACGGGGAGCCUUCGUAACAUCGAGAACGUGUGGAAGGCGGAACAGAAGCAUGAGGCCGAGCAGAAGAAGCUGGAGGAGCUCCGAAAGCAGAUCGUGGAGGAGAGAGAGCGCGCCGAGUUUCGAGAACUCCAGGAACAAGCCGGUCUCGUCCCGAGGCAAGAGAGAUUGGAGUUUCUGUAUGAUUCUGGCUUAGCUGUGGGAAAGAGCAGUGGGUUCAAGGCUCUUGAAUCUUUGCCCACGAAGACCGAUCCUCCUGAUUUAACAGCUGCUUCUACUUCUGCAACCAAGGCUCAAUCAGCAGUUCCUGGUGCUUUAUUUGAGGAUAAGCCGCAAUCUGCUAAUGAUGCUUGGAGGAAACUCCAUUCAGAUCCCUUGCUAUUAAUUCGACAACGGGAGCAAGAAGCUUUGGCUCGUGUGAAGAACAAUCCUGUACAGAUGGCCAUGAUUCGGAAAUCUGUUGAGGCAAUGAAGCACAAGACUGGCGAUAAAAAGGACGAGAAGCACAAACGGAAGCAUCAUCAUCAUAAGAGGUCAAAACAUCAUAGAAAGUCAAACCACCAUAGUUCAUCAGGUUCAGAUGAAGAUUCAAGUGGAGAAGGGAAGAGAAAAAAAGAUACUCAUACCAAAUUCACCGGCUCAAACCCUGAGAGAGAGCAAGAAUCCAGUCGUCACGCACGGGAUAGAAAGGAAUGUGUAGAUUCUCUCCAGAGAGAUGCACCAAAGAGGGAGGAAAACAGGCGGAGAUGUCCUGUCAGGCUCUCUGAAGAAGAGAGGGCUGCCAGGCUGCGGGAGAUGCAGCUCGACGCCGAGCUGCACGAGGAGCAACGAUGGAAGAGGAUAAAGAAGGAAGAGGAAAGGGAUGCCAAGGAAGCAGCCAUGGCUGGUGCACAGCAGCUGUCUUCUGGUGGAAGGAAUUUCCUGGAUGCCGCCCAGAGAAGCAUAUAUGGGGCUGAGAAGGGAGGUAGUUCCACCAUUGAAGAGAGCGUCCGUCGUAGGACCCACUACUCACAGCGCCGAUCUGACGAAGCAUCCGAACGCAAUGCCUUUCGGAGGUAACGAAGAUGUAAUUUUGAGUGCAACUAUUGUAUCUCGAAAUCUACCAUUCUUGUUGUUGGUUGUGUUUUUUAAAGCCGUUUGUUCACAAUUCCCAGCAAAAAAUGUAGUGUAAUCUUGUGAUUGGGUUUCAUGAAUAUGCAAUUUAUGAAAAGUUAAAUGCCACCCAAUUCUAAGAAUUCUGAACACUGCCAGCCAGUUUGGUUUUGUCCAAGUAUGUGAAAUAUAGGUGUGUGGGUUUGGUUCUUUGUUAUCCCAAAAGCCACUUCAGCAGGACGGUUGGGUCUUUGGUUAUUUCUUUUCUUAUUCAAAAUAUUUUCUCCAUCUCAAAAACAAUUACAUGUUCACUAUCCAGUGAUUU
Messenger RNA from Cuscuta campestris, 1645 nucleotides. The record is from the annotation of a GenBank genome assembly. Lineage: Eukaryota; Viridiplantae; Streptophyta; Magnoliopsida; Solanales; Convolvulaceae.